Diversispora eburnea is the source of this 435-nucleotide messenger RNA. Lineage: Eukaryota; Fungi; Glomeromycota; Glomeromycetes; Diversisporales; Diversisporaceae. The record is from the annotation of a GenBank genome assembly.
AUGACAGAAAGGAAGAGAAUCACAAAUAAUAAUAAUCCCGAAGAAUUUGCUUCUGCCAUAAAUAAAAUUUUGAAAAGUUCGAUUAAAUCGACAACUGCUACAGAUCAAAAAAUAACACCAAUCUUAUCACGUUCUAAAGGAAUUGAACAACGAAUUGAUGAAGAGAAACUUGAAUACCGGACACGUAAAGCCUCUAAUAUAGAAAAAAAAAAACUCGCUUCAAAAGAUAGAAUAAAAUAUGAUUUCACUACUAUUGACAGAGAGAGAAAAUUGAGAAAAAUAGCUACUAAAGGAGUUGUGGAUGAAGCUGUAAAAGAAGUUGGAGGUAGCCAGAAAUUGACUUCAAGAGAAGCUAAAGAUGUGGCAAAUAUGUCAAAGGACAUAUUUUUGGAAAUUCUAAAAGGAGAACACAACUCGGAAUCAUGUGAUGAAUAA